AUGAAAUCUGGCCUUCUCUUCACUACGGCCUCCCUGGCCCUAACUGCCUCCGCUCACUACGUAUUCCCUGCCCUUGUUCAGGAUGGUGCCGCAACCGGUGACUGGAAAUACGUCCGCGACUGGACCGGCUCCUACGGCAAUGGCCCGGUCGAGGAUGUCACUAGCCUUGACAUCCGAUGCAACAAGGACGCCAGCACCAACGGCAACGCGACUGAGACUCUGCCUGUGAAAGCAGGCGAGGAGAUUGGCUUUACUGUGCGCACAAACAUCGGCCACCCCGGUCCCCUACUCGCGUACAUGGCCAAAGCACCCGGUGACGCGAGCGACUUCGACGGCGACGGACAGGUCUGGUUCAAGAUCUAUGAGGACGGCCCAACAGUCACUGAUGAUGGACUUACGUGGCCAAGUGAUGGCGCAACAAAUGUCAACUUCACGAUCCCUUCAUCUCUACCUGAUGGCGACUACCUCCUCCGUGUUGAGCACAUUGCGCUCCACGGCGCCGGCACUGAAGGUGGCGCGCAGUUCUAUCUCUCCUGUGGGCAGGUCUCCGUCACCGGUGGAGGAAACGGAGACCCAGCACCCCUUGUCGCGUUUCCGGGAGCUUAUGACCCUACGGACCCUGGUAUUCUGAUCAACAUCUACUGGCCUGUUCCGACUAACUACACCCCGCCGGGACCCAAGGUCUGGAGCGGUUAA
This is a messenger RNA of Aspergillus nidulans FGSC A4, 696 nucleotides long. RefSeq names its product lytic polysaccharide monooxygenase auxiliary activity family 9 protein. Lineage: Eukaryota; Fungi; Ascomycota; Eurotiomycetes; Eurotiales; Aspergillaceae. The transcript is spliced from 3 exons. Bases 1 to 696 code for a protein of 231 amino acids. The record is from RefSeq and is a predicted model, not a curated record. Gene Ontology annotation, cellular component: extracellular region.